This is a messenger RNA of Parnassius apollo (apollo), 2742 nucleotides long. The record is from the annotation of a GenBank genome assembly. Lineage: Eukaryota; Metazoa; Arthropoda; Insecta; Lepidoptera; Papilionidae.
AUGCAGCGCAACAUGUUUAAUAUCAUAACGUCAUUUAUUUUCAUUCUUUCUUUAAUAUGCCAAGAAGCACUGGAACAAACGAAUGGUACACCUUUGGUUAGAAAAUAUUUUAAAAACAAACCUAAUCAUUACGAUGAAGGAAUCAAACCUAAUAAUUCAAUUGUUUGUGAAGUAAUGAAAAAUGCACAAUUUUGGGUGCCAGAUCAAAUAGAGAAAAUAUGGAUUCCAGCGUAUUAUUGGAGGAUAAAAGAACCUUUUGAAACAUUUUACAAAAAUAUGAAUAACAUUAGACGGAAAAUUGAACCACACAUAAAUAAUAUAAAUAGAACUUACUUUUUAGGUCAAUCUCGAAUUGAUCAAGAGUUACAAACGGUUUUAAACAAAUCACUAUAUAACAUAACCAAAAACUUUACCGAAGAUAAAGACAAUAAUAACAAAAACUCGCAACCUACAAUAAGAAAAGUAAAUAAGACAAAAAUUGAAUUAGCAAAUAAUAUAAAUUCAAAAGAAACUCUUACACAUGAUUUCAAAAAUUACACGUCUGUUUUUAAUAGUCAAGAAAAUAAACAGGAAUAUACGUUUUAUGAAGUAGAAAAUGAAUCUGAACGUAAUAACUUACAAAAAUUCACGUUGUUAAAUUUUUUUACAAAUGCUCAAAUUAAUAAGUCAAAAUUAAAUACAAGGAGAUCUGAUGCCGAUGGUACUGCUUCUAACUUUGAUAAAGGAAACAAAAUUACAAAAGGAGAUUCAUAUAAAGAAAAUAAAUUACCUUUAAAUUUAGUUGAAUCACACAUCAGUGAUAUAGCAAAUAAUAAAAACGAGUAUGUUGCAAAGGAAGAUGUGUAUGCCAGUGGCGAGAACCAGGAUUUUUUAAUAAACUACAGCGAUUCUCUCGAAGAGACGACUAAUGAAAAUUUUACUUCGGAAUUAGUUUAUUCUAGAGAAAAAUUGCCACAAUAUAGAGAUGGCAUGAAAACGCCCAACAUAGUUAAUUCACAGAACGAGACGGAAGAGCAACGUGCUCACCGCCUCGGUGUGAUCCACGAUCGUCUAUCGAACGAGACGGAAGAGCAACGUGCUCACCGCCUCGGUGUGAUCCACGAUCGUCUGUCGAACGAGACGGAAGAGCAACGUGCUCACCGCCUCGGUGUGAUCCACGAUCGUCUAUCGAAUGAGACGGAAGCGCAACGUGCCCACCGCCUCGGCGUCAUCCACGAUCGUCUAUCGAACGAGACAGAAGAGCAACGUGCUCACCGCCUCGGUGUGAUCCACGAUCGUCUAUCGAAUGAGACGGAAGAGCAACGUGCCCACCGACUCGGAUUGAUUCGCGAUCGCUUAUCAAACGAAACACCUGAAACUCGUUCAGAUCGACUUAGUAGAAUGCAACAAGCUAAUCAAGCUUGUAGGGACAUCACAAAUGAGCAAUCUUUUGAAGCGGCUAUUAAUAUUUUUGCUGAUGUACCAUGCGCCGUUUGUAAAAGAAGCCUUUAUCCUCAACAGCGUUCCAAUUUACGAGCAAAUAUGUAUAGUAUACUAUUACCUGAAGAACUGGUUGCUUUAGGUACAAUAACUACGUGCUCUCGAUGUAGCAAUAAUAUUAGGAAAAGAAAAAUUCCAACAACUGCAUAUUGGAAUAAAAUGAUGCCCGCAGAAGUACCGCCUGAAUUAGUCAAUUUGACGAGCGUUGAAGAACGAUUUUUAAGCCGCAUCGUACCGUUUUUAAAGAUUGUAAAACUUAAUAACCGGUUCAGUCAAAAUUGGUGUAAAGGGCAGGUCAUUCUAUUUGCAAAGGAUGUUGUGGAAAUUGCUGAACAGUUACCACUGACACCAAAUCAAGCUGGUUUAGUUUUGGUAGUGGAAAGUCUCGAGAACCUUUCAUGUUCUAAAGAAUUCGUCGUGGAUGUGCAAAGACUGAAUAGAGCAUUAACUUGGUUAAUUUCCAAUAACCAUCUUUACAGCGAUGUUCAGGUACAUUUUGAAACUACUUUAAAUAUUCCUCAUAUAUUACAAAUAGCUGAAAAUUCUAUUCCUGAACAGGAUGGCAUUGCUUCUGAAACUUUAUCACAACAUUAUAUCACUUUAAAUGACAACAAGGCAAUAUUACGCGGAUCAUUUAAUCAAGGUGAUUUACGAUUUAAUUUAUCUCGGGGUAAGCAAUGUACUGGGAUAGCGGCUGUUGCUUGUGCAGCAUUUAGUGUAUUAGAUCCAAACAAGUGGGCCAAAAGUGAUAUUGAUUACAUUGUAAUUAUUGGCGAUAAAUACUAUAAUGACUGCAUCGCUGCUAGAGAUAAUCCUGCGCCCGGCGAAGUAAAUCCUGAGUACCUUGCUGUUUCAGAUCUUAGUCCAAGACUUAUAUAUAAUAGACAAAAUUUAGUGAUCACAGUACUUGAGGAAACCAAUCAUAAUGGCCACAUAGACAAUGAUAAUACUUCCGAUGGACUUCCUAAUUUAAAAAAUGCAUUAUUAAGUUUUUUCAGAGAACACUCCAAUGGGAUACUUACAGCAAACGCCAUAUCGAUAGCAGUGCAUUGCAGAACUUUAGGUGACAAUCAAACUUACUUUUUGUUUGAUUCCCAUGCAAGGGGUCCCAAGGGGGCUUCCGCUCCCAUAAAUGGUACCGCUUGUUGCAUGCGAUUUAGUGAACUGGAUGAUUUGCAUGCUAUUUUACGUCGCAAUUUAUUUGUGUCGCCAAAAAAGUGCCAGAAGGAAACUUUCGAGAUAAUCUUAAUGUAUUCUCGUUAA